AUGUCACAAUCCGGUUCUGGAGAACCCCCUAAUGGCACUAUUCAAAAUGAAAACGCCGGUGAAACACAGCAGCAGCAGCAACAUCACCAUCAAUCAAAUGGGCCCAAUCAAAAUGGCAUUAAAGCAGCUGAAUCAAAACCUGACUUAUCGAAUGGCUUUGAAAAUCGUACAGUGGAUUACGAGCGCAUGGGAUUGGAACGAAAUCCGGCUGUAUCGUUGCAACAGCCAUCACAAACGGCAGCAGUAUCUUCGCGUUUACAACAACAGUAUCCACAUUCAGAGGUUUCAUCAAUGGAUUAUCCAUCAGUAUCCCAAACAGGUAUUUAUCCCACUUCCGGGAGAUUACAGUCAACAAUGGGUCAACCAGAGGAUCGACACCCUGUCGUCGCUGGACAACUUCCUGUACAACACCAGCAGUAUCCAUCAGACAAAGCUGGCUUGGAACACGCCCAUGUAUCUCAAACAGCUACUCAGACACUGCCAGUACAAAUUCAGCCACACUUUGUACCGGAUUUUGUACCCGAUCAGAGUCAGUAUCCACAAGCUCGCGGUCAAUUUGAGGUCAGAUCGCAGAUGUACGCCCAGCAGGCGGGUCAAUACGGCGAUCGCGUCGGCUACGUGACAAGAGACGUCACGUACAGAGACUCAUCGCUUUAUGCUCACACUCAGGGUACCGGUAAUCCGGUGUUUAGCGGACCAACUGGUGGUUAUGUAACAGUCCAGCAUAGUUCUCAGUUGCCAUCGCAAUCGGCAAGUCCGCAACCACCUGGUUUUUAUCCGGGUGUUAUAAUGACGGCUCAACCCACAGUAUCUCAGAGUUAUGGUCAAUUUGCUGGACAAUCACAGUAUACGUACAGUCAAUAUCCACAGACUUUGAUGAAUCCGAUACCCUAUAAUCCGCAUGCCCCUAUCUACACGGCUCAACAGUUUAAUCAACAAACUUCACCUAAUCCCCAGAGAUACUCCCAAGAGGUGUCUCAAUAUCAAGGUCAACCUAUCAUUCAGCCGAUCGCACAAAACGUUAUUGCAUCGGGAACUGAUAGAUCUGUUAAUAGUAAUACAACACGAGGUCCUAAACCAAUGGUACCCCCUCGCAUUAAUUCUAAGAUCACCAGUGAUUCGGGAAAUCGAAAAUCAAUUACUGAUAUGCCAGUAAUUAAACCCAUGACUACUACUACUACUAAUGCUAAUACUCCUGGAGCUGGUAUUAGUACAGCAAAUACUGGCGUUGUUAAUCAAAAUGUGCCUCCUACAUCACAGGAACCAGCAACUACACUUACAACGACCAAUGCUGUUCCCGUAUCAGACGCUCGAUCUUUUCCAACUCCUGUUAAUCAAACACCAAGAACACGCCAGGACGGGUUAUACGUUGAUUCAACCAAUGAUCAGUCAACGAGAGACACGAUUGUCGACACGAUAGCAAGCGACUGCGGUCUCUAUGUGUCGCGCUCCGAACACCGCAAAUCUGUAUCUGUAGACGUGACUACAAGUUUUCCCAGACGAAAUGACACUAUUACUUUUACGUUCCCUGGAGAUACGGGAGACACGUCGACGUUGACUGCACGGAAACCUCCGUCGGGGUUGACCGACAAAAAGUGGACUACAGAGAAUAAUCAAGUUUUUCAAAAUGAUUCUACUAAACGAAUUGAACCAGUUCUCCGAGUAUCCGCAAUGCCCUACGAUGUACGACAGGAUAAUAGAAAAAGCGUCAUGUCUGAUAUAACAAAUAGAAAACCAUCCGAAUGGGGGAACAUUAGUCCAAAUCAACGUCCAGUAAUGCAGCAAGAAAACCGACGUUCAGAUUAUUUUGAAGAGCAUCGACGUUCGCCAAUGCCUGUAGUUAUUGAUCCGAAGCGGAUUGAAGAUGUGAGAAGAUCGCCUAUGCCAUUCAUGGCUGUUCGUGAUAGUUCGUGCGAACGAGCUCCACAAAAUAGUCCGUCAUACGUCGCUAGUCAGAAUUUUGAAAAAACACGUCAAGAAUUGGUAAUUUGGGCUGAGCAACGUCAGCGUCACGAUGUCGAGCGCACUAUGCUUCCGAAUCAAAUGUUCACAACGAGUCCUCGUUCACGAAACCCGUCCGAGGAACGCCGAGAUCCCCGAGUGAUGAUGCCUCUUGACGAGCAGCAACGUGGCAAAGACAUCAGAGUUCCCCAAGUUGCAUUUCAGCCGAUUCCUAACAUCAGCCAGAACACGAUAAUGGAACAGCGUCGUCAUCUUCGUCAUGUUAGCGCGGAUUUGACCAAACAUAUGGAGCUCUCUCGCAAGGAUUUCGAGGAUCAACCAAUCACUGGCUCUGUAGCGAAUCUCGGUCCUGGGAUAAGUACUACAUCGUCUCAACGUGCUAGUCCAAACUUGUGUCAUCAGUUUCCUGCGUUAAGUGAAGCCAAGCUUGACACUAAGACGCUGCUGACUGUUGUAACAGAUUUCAGUGGUGAUAAUCCGAUGAAACCGCUUGAGCAGAGUGAUCACAUAAUACACAGUCACAAGAAAAGCCACAAUAUAUCUGCUUGUUUGUUAACACACAGUAAGAGCCAAGCUGAGAAUCUUCAGUCUGCUUCGGGAGAUUUGCUUACUGAUAAAACUGAAUACAAUCAUUCUCAGCAGCACCUACAACAACAGCAGCAGCAGCAGCAACAAAUGCAUAAUCAACAAAGUCUUGAUAUGAUUGCCGAGAAGCUUAGCCAAUUUGAACGUCAACAAAGCGAUCUUCAGGCACGACUCCAGUGUCUACAAAAUCAAAAUCAGCUUUUGGAUCAAGUUGCUCAGUACCAGCACCAUCAAACUGAUUUGCAGUCACGCCUCCAGUGUCUGCAAGACCGACAGGCGACCGAAAAAUCGAUGCGCCAGGCUAUAGAGUUACAGCAGAAAAACGUCUUCAACGACAUGCAUCACAUGCAAAUGAAAGCUUUCGCGGAUCAAGCUAUCGACCAGCAACAGCAGCAACAUCAUCAUCAGUCCGAGCACAAGCAAAUAAUCGAUCAUCAGCAUUUAUUACACCGUAAUUCUGGUAACGCAUAUCUGUCAGCCGCGGGUUUUACCAAUCAAAUGUGUCAAUCACUGACAUCCGAUAGAUUAUCGCCUCGCAUUCAAGUCGAGUCAUCUGAGCUAGAGCGAGCAUCGCAAAUUACAUUACCAACUAACUCACAGUUUGAAAGGAAUGACGGGACACGCGGCUCCCAGCACCAGUAUCGAUUGAUGUGCCAAAUAAACGUCACCUCUGCCAGCAGUCUCACCGCACCCACAGGGGUCACGUUUUCCGGGACUCUCAAGAAAGUACCGCCGGAGAAGCCUCCGAGGACUUCGCUCAUUGUCCAGUCGCCCGAGGCAGAGAGCAACCGGAGCCAGCCUGCUAUUGGACUAAAGCAAACACCGAAAGCAAGGCCGACAAUAUUUGGUACCGUAGCAUCAGACCUUAAUCCUAAGGAUGGCAACAGUCGAAGGAGCUUGCCACAGACUCCAGCCGGAGGCGUGGGUGGAAAGGGACUGGGAAGUGGAUGUGGCGCCGGCACAGGUCCUGGAAUGGUCAACGGUGCAGCCGUCGACCAUCAGGACGUUCGGGACGGCGUCGCCAUAAACACGGAACACGCAUUAGUUUAUCGUGAUGGUAAUCUCGUGUCAGGUUCUUUGGAGGCGCUAGUGCAGCACAUGGUACCAACAGAAGACUAUUAUCCAGACCGGGCAUAUCUCUUUGCGUUUUUGCUGAGUGCACGGCUCUUCAUCAAGCCCCACGAGCUGCUCGGCGAAGUUUGUGCACUGUGCGAGCAUCAGCAGAACCUCAAUGGCGAGGGUGGAAAAGAACGACUGCAGCGUUUUGUCCCACGACUGGUGCAACUUCUCGCAGAGUGGACGGAAACUUUUCCAUAUGACUUCCGAGACGAGCGAGUUAUGGGUCACGUGAGGUCUAUCACCCAGAAAGUGGCUGCCGUGGACGCUGCCGCACGACAAGAAGUAUCAGCCCUUUUGCAAAAUUUAUUGCUACGUCUAACGGCACUUGAACGCUACGAGGAGGGAUUGUCUAGACUUGCCACCGAAGCUGCCACAGAACAACUCACUCAGGUCGAUGUAACAGAAUUAUGUCCAUCGGCAACAGUACUGGCACAACAAUUGACCCACGUUGAGCUCGAGAGACUCUCGUACAUCGGACCCGAAGAGUUUGUACAGGCAUUUGCGAAGGAAUCGCCCCAUCUGGAAACCUCCUUCAAAGACAUGAAGAAGACGAGGAAUUUAGAAUCCUACGUUCAGUGGUUCAACAGACUGAGCUACUUUGUCGCAACCGAAGUUUGCAAACACGCUAAGAAGAAACAGCGAGUCCGCGUCGUGGAGUAUUGGAUCGAAACGGCCAGGGAAUGCUUCAACAUAGGCAACUUUAAUUCCUUAAUGGCCAUUAUUGCAGGAUUAAACAUGUCUCCUAUUUCACGGCUAAAGAAAACUUGGUCAAAAGUACAGUCGGCAAAGUUCUCAAUUCUCGAGCACCAAAUGGACCCGAGCAGCAACUUCAGUAGCUACCGCAGCACUCUAAAAGCAGCAAUGUGGCGCAGCGUCGGUGCUACCGACGAAAGGCAGCGAAUUGUCGUACCUUUCUUCAGUCUCCUUGUCAAGGACCUCUAUUUCCUCAACGAAGGCUGCAGUAACAAACUUCCAAAUGGUCACAUCAACUUUGAAAAGUUUUGGCAACUCGCCAAACAGGUGACUGAGUUCAUAGCAUGGAAGCAGGUGGCUUGUCCUUUUGAAAAGAAUUCACGGGUCAUUGCUUUUCUACAAGCCAGUCCAGUGCUCACUGAAAAUGCUCUUGCCUUAGCUUCCUUUGAAUGCGAGCCACCUGACAACAAUCCAGAGAAGGAACGUUAUAAAGCUUUAAAAUCUGAUUUAAAUGCUCAGUGAAAAAGAGCUAGCGCUACUGAGUGGGAGAGAUACUGAAGUAGACACGUAUAUAUUAAUACUAAUAUAUAUAAGAACAUAAUAAUCAUAAAUAUUAAGAUUAAACAUAAAGAUUUAAGUACGACAGGCUGAUCAAAG
Microplitis demolitor is the source of this 5016-nucleotide messenger RNA. RefSeq lists its product as uncharacterized. Bases 1 to 4881 code for a protein of 1626 amino acids. The record is from RefSeq and is a predicted model, not a curated record. The transcript has 14 exons. Gene Ontology annotation, molecular function: guanyl-nucleotide exchange factor activity. Gene Ontology annotation, cellular component: plasma membrane. Lineage: Eukaryota; Metazoa; Arthropoda; Insecta; Hymenoptera; Braconidae. Gene Ontology annotation, biological process: Ras protein signal transduction; positive regulation of GTPase activity.